CUGGCUCCACCUGGGCUUGGCCUGGCCUUGGUUGCUCCGGUGCAGUGAGGGCAGAUGAAGUACUGGGUGUGGGGCUGUGCACCUACUCCAAAGCGCCUCCCUAAUCAAAACCUGCCAACUUGGGCGGGCCACCUUGGGCCAGGAGGGACGGAGUGGGCACAGAGGGGUGAGGUAGCAGCUAAAAUAAGAAUAGAAAUAGUAAUAAUGGCAAGCAUAUAGUGCUCCUAUGUCUCUGCCAUUGUUCUAGGCAUUUACCGUGUAUUACUUUAUUUAGUUCUCACAAUACUCUGCGAGGUAGGUGCUUUUAUUCCCAUUUUACAGAUGAGCAAGCAGGCCCAGAGAAGUUAAGCGACUUGCGCACAUCACGCAGCUAGUAGGUGGUGAAGUCGAGAUUUGAAUUCAGACAGCCAAGAUCCAGAAAUUGUAGUGCUCCCGGCAACUGCUACGCUUCAAGAGUUAAAGUCUGCGAAAGUGCUUGUGUAAAGGGCCCCAGCAUGAAUUCUAAGUGAGCAUUGGUUGAGGGCUGUGAACCUGCCUGCAAGGAUUCCCAGAGGGAUGUGGGCAGCUGGGGGCCCCUCCCCCACCCCUUAUCAGAGCCCCCAGACCUGCGGUCUCCCCCCUCCUCCCCCUCUGGUUUCCCUCCGGUCUCCUUCGCUGAUUCCCUGGCCUCCUCUUCCCACCACAUCGCAGCCAUGGCCUUGGUUCUGCAGCUGCUGCCGCUGUUGCUGUGGAGGGCCCAGGGGAACCCCGGGGCUUCACUGGACGGCCACCCCGGGGACCGGGUGAAUCUCUCCUGCGUAGGGGUCUCGCAACCCACCCGCUGGGUCUGGGCACCUAGAUUCCCGGCCUGCAAAGGCCUGUCCAAAGGACGCCGCGCGAUCUUGUUGGCCUCACCGAGCGGGACCCCCACCGUGUCUCCCGUCCAGCCCUUUGCUGGCCGCCUACGUGCCCUGGACCUUGAUAUCCGGCGGCUGGAGCUGCUCCUGAGCGCGGGGGACUCGGGCACCUUUAUCUGCAAGGGCCGCCAAGAGAACGAGAGCCGUACGGAGCUUCACGUGCUGGGGGACCGGGCCUACUGCAGAGCCCCGGGGCCCACCCACGGGUCCGUGUAUCCCCAGAUUCUAAUCCCGCUGCUGGGCGCUGGGCUGGUGCUGGGACUCGGAGUAUUGGGCUGGGCCUGUUGGCUGCGCAGGCGCUCGCCCCUUCACCCGCCUCGACCACCCCCCAGAUUUGUUCCACUCGUGAAAGCGGAGCCCCAGAGGCCAGGAGAGGAGGAAGAGCCCAAGAUUGCAGGGGACCUGGACCAGGAGCCGAGCCUGCUCUACGCAGACCUGGAUCAUAUGGCCCUCAGAAGAUCCUGCCGACUGUCCCCAGUGGUCCCUGCUGAUUCCUCCACCACCUAUGCGGUUGUAGUUCGAAAGGAAGCCCUUACUACCUCACAAGCUGGGGGCUCCCAGCUCUCCAUAACACCCCUCCCCUUCUUGGCCCUUCACCUGGAAAAGGAAGGCACCAUGGGAUAGAAAUGAGCACUAGACUGGGAGUCAGGAGACGGAGGAUCCAGGCUAUCUCUGCUGCUGAUCUUGGUCCUUCCUUACCCCCAUCUCUCACACAGCUUUCAGGUCUCCUUCACCACUGAUGUCCUUUCUAAACCUGAUCAAGCCCUGUCUCCCUAUCUUAAGACAUCAACAACUCCUAGAUUUUUGCCCUAUCUCUUCCCUUCUCUCCACAGUCAAGCUCUUUGAACCAAGGGCCUACACCUUUCUCUUCCAUUUUUUUCUUCACUCCACUCCACUCCCACUGCUCACGUGCUCUCCAUGAGAUUGCCAGUGAUGUCCUAAUAACCACACCCACUAGACAUUUAUUAGCAUUCAUCUGGCUUGGCCUUUGAUUGCUCUUAUUUAAGCUCUGUUUUUCUUUAAUGCUGUCGUCUUCCUUCUGGACUCCUCCUCCUUGCUCCCUACCCCUACAGUAUUCUCCACCAUUCCAGGUUUGUCUUUUUCUUUAUCUGCCUUCUCCCUCUCCUGGGAUGCUGUCAUCCACAGCCAGUCCUCAGCCUUUUUCUCUGCAAGCAACAUCCAGAACUCUCUCCAGUUCAGAUCUCUGAUAUGAGAUUUCCAAACUGUCCCUCAGACAUCCCUGCCUGGCUGGCCCUAGGCAUUCUGCACACAGCAGGUCCAAAACCCAACUCACUGUCAUCUCCCAAGCCACUUACUUAAUCCUUCCUCCUCUGCAUUCUCUCUUGAUCAAACCCAUUGCCCAAGCCAGAAAUGGAGAGUCAUGUAGACCUCCUUCCUCUCACUCCCACGCGAUAAACCAAGUCCUGUCUUUCAAUUUUAAUGUCACUGUCAAGUCCACACCCUUUUCACACCAGCACUGCCACCUGAAUGUACUCUUUAUUUCCUCCCUGGAUUACCCAUAGCCCCACCUCAUCCUCCUGCCCUUGUUCUCCUCCCUGAAGCUAGAGAUAUUCUCCCCAAAUGCUAACCUGCUCCUGACAGCCUAUAUUUCAGCAGUAUUUCAGCUCUGGGCCCAUGGGCCUCAGCUUUGGGUUCAAGGUGCUACAGUACUCUACUUACUCUCCAGGCUUAUCUCUGUCACUCAGUGCCUAGAACAGGACAGCCUUAGAGGAAUUCUCCCAGCCCCCAAAUGUGCCUUUGCCCCGUGCAAUUUCUUCUUCCUGGAUUAACCUUUGCCUCCUCCCCACUAUCUGCCUGGCUAAUUCUUAUUUAUCCUCAGGACUCAGUUCAAGUGUAGCCUUUUCUGGGAAGCUAUUUCUGACCCACUUUGCCCACCCCUGCAUACACUCUGAUGCCCUAGGGAGCCCCCUUAUUUCUCUCAUAGCAACAGCCUCCUGUGAAUUGUUCCAUUACAACCUGUAUUUCAAUUUAUAAGAAAUUUUCAUGUACUGUGAGUCCCCUGAUAUCAGGAGACUGACCCUUUUUAUAUCACCGCUAAGCCUCAGUAAAUGAGUGAAAAUGAAUAUCCCUGGAAAUGUCAUUUCCUCCUAUCAACUAGGGAUGGGCUGUUGAUCUCCCAGUCUCUGAAUCAUCUGACAUUUAGAUAAAUUCAGUGAGUGAUUCACCCAUAUUUUUUCUCUGCCCUGUACAUGCUCCCCAUUAUAGAAAUUCUGUCCUGUCCAUCUUGUGCCCAAGCAGAUAUGACAGGGCUGGACAAUGAGUCAGUGAGCGCUGAAU
This is a messenger RNA of Balaenoptera musculus (blue whale), 3194 nucleotides long. RefSeq names its product megakaryocyte and platelet inhibitory receptor G6b (gene MPIG6B). Gene Ontology annotation, biological process: megakaryocyte development; platelet formation; blood coagulation. Gene Ontology annotation, cellular component: plasma membrane. The transcript is spliced from 6 exons. The coding region runs from base 693 to 1520 and encodes 275 amino acids. The record is from RefSeq and is a predicted model, not a curated record. NCBI's taxonomy places the organism in Eukaryota, Metazoa, Chordata, Mammalia, Artiodactyla, Balaenopteridae.